Molecule: messenger RNA, 3764 nt
Organism: Mytilus trossulus (common blue mussel)
Lineage: Eukaryota; Metazoa; Mollusca; Bivalvia; Mytilida; Mytilidae
Exons: 10
Coding region: 140-3613 (1157 amino acids)
Cellular component (GO): extracellular region
Molecular function (GO): chitin binding
Source: RefSeq, a predicted model, not a curated record
UAGUUGGUGUACAUUUUUCUCUAACAGAAUGUUCAGGUGUAAAUCCAGACGGAAAACUUGUUAAACAUCACUGAUGUAACUUAUCAAUUUAAUUAUAAUAUGGAAAGGAUUAACAGGAUUUGGAAAUACUGCUAAAACUAUGGCAAUGAACCUUGUUUCGUACAUGACAGUGCUUUCUAAUUUAAGAUGCGGCCUAAUACCUAAUCUGCAGCAUCAAGCUUAUUACUUCCAACCGUACGACGAUGGACGAUAUAGAGGUUACACACUACAGUGUUGUCCAAGAGGAAUGGUGUUCUUUGCUAAGUUUUGCCGUUGUCGGUUCCCGUGGGAAGGACACCAGUCAUGGGGAACCAGUUCAAUACCAUAUCCUAACAAGUUUGAAUUGAAAUCCAAGUUACCGUUUAAAGAACAGUCUUUUAAUCCUAGGUCAAACAACAGACAACUAUACAGAUAUAAUAACGUGAAGAAGUUAAAACUUCGAAAAAAUCCUAUAAGACCAUUAAACAUGGAUAAAUCAAAUAAACGUAUCAUAGCGAAACAAUCUUCAUUCAGGAGAAAUUUCAUCAAGAUGAGGACAAAAGCAAAUUUUCAACAAAAAUUAAAAGUAUUUUCAAGGAAAAGAGUAGUCGACAAAAAAAGAAAAGAAUUAAAGAAAAUACGUAGAAACAAGUUUAGAUUUUUCAAGUUGAAAACAGUUGGUAAUAAAGUUUUCAACCGUCGUCCAAAGUCCUCGACAUUUAAAGAACCCUUUCUGCCGAUGGCGAGUAUUGAUAAUUCUGCAAACCUACACUAUCAACAUUUAGAUUUUGUUCACAAUAGCAUUGAAGAUAGAUUAUCAAGGACAUUUCACAGGAAUACUGAUUUCUUACAGAAUGUUCAACGUACCUUACAUAGUACGAUACCGUUCGAAAGUGCUUUGAAUUCAAAUGUUAAUGAAAAUAAUAUGCGGAUCAUCAGUAAACAGCCUUUGACUGGAACAUCCGUAUUACAGUCGAGUGUCAAUUCAAAACCGGAUAGUAUGGUUAUAAAUGCAGAGCAUGGACAUACAUUUGUACAGAGAACUGAUAUCGGAAGCUUAAAUAGCAUUAACAUAGAUGCAAAUACUGUUAAUAACAUUUUGUUUAAUGGAGAGAUAGGUGAAAUAAGAAAUGACAUCUUGUCUGAAAGUGUUUUUCCUUCUACUAAUUCUCUCGAAACCGGACUUUCUGGAAAUACUAACAUAUUCGACAUAAAUUCUAACAUGGUCGACGGUAGCAUACACCAGGAUGUUAUUUCUGAAGCUGGCAUUGAAUCUCCGUCUUCUUUUAAUGUUGGUUCACCCGAAAUCUUGAAUGGCAUACAUAUGUUACCCGCCGAUGCUGUUUUACCAAAUGUUGUUACAGGAACUGGUAUCCUGACUGAUUCAAACUUUGAUAAAAACAACCUAGGUGGUAUUAAUCUUGGAGGUGGAUCUGCACUUGAAGGUUUGAAUACAAUCAAUGGUGGACAUUCAUUGUUAAAUAUGAAAGAAACUGGACAAACUAAUAUUUUGAAAAAUGGACAUGAGCGUCAUCAUGCUUCCUCGAGUGGUAAUUUGUUGAAUGGGUUGACAAACGGUGAUGUAUUUUUGAAAGAUACGACUUCAAAAAGUAAUGAUCAUUUGUCUACGUUUGGACCGGGUGGAUUGGUUGUUGGUCAGGACAUUGUUCUUCAAAAUGCAAAUCUUAAAAAAGCAACAUCUGCGAAAGAUGGUAUCCCGUUUUCUUCUAAAACUAAUGGAAUUAGAGAAAAAUUGUUAACAACUGCAGAUGGCGUAACUGCAUUAACUGGAGGAUUACUUGGAUCUAGUAGUGAUAUUUUCUUUCCUACAUUGAAUACUCAUGGAAACGGAGCUUCAUCUUUCGGCUUAGACUCCCCUAAUUUAUUGAAUAGCAAUCAACAAAGUGGUUUAGAUAUUGCACACUUAGGUACUGUUAAUAUUGGGGAAGUUUUGAGAGAAGGAUUGUCGAGCCAAAGUCCAUUUGUUAAUACCGGUUUUAAUGAUCAUGCAAUUUCUAGUACGUUUUUACCUGUUGCAAUUGGAAACGGAAUAAAUAGCAUACAUAAUGAUUGGCCAUUUCUUGGAGAUAGAACGAAUGAUAUCAAUGGCGGAUGGAAUAUUCCUGAUAAUAAUGUGUUUAAUAAAGAUGGAGCUGUAAUUACAAACGGAAUGGUUCUGACAAAACUUUCAGAAUUUGUUGAUGUCAAAAACAAAGGAAACACGAUUGAUUCGAACGUUGGUCUAAACAACGGAGGUUCUAGCCAGGAAAGAACAGUAAUACUUUCACAUACAAACAAAAUUCCGGAAAAAACUCUUUUUCAUCAAGUUUUACCAGAAUUUAUUCCACCAAAACCAAAAAUUCCAGUUUCUCUCCAAAAAGUUCGUUUGGAGUUAGAAAAGAAAAAUACACAGACUUUUGUGUUUUCUGAGCCUUUGCCAACUGAUAUUUGCUUAGGUUGUAAAAUGGAUGGAGGUGUUGGAUACACAAAUCAUCCGACAUCAUGUGACCGAUUUGUUGUCUGCUACCCAACAGAUGUAGGCAUCUUGAAGCCGGUUACCCAGCUUUGUUCGUAUGGUUUGUUCUGGAGUCAGUCAGCACUUACGUGUAGACUAACGAAAGAUGUAUACUGUCCACAUGAGGUUUGCAAAUCCCAGGCUGACAAGUAUCAAUAUGCCAGCAAACGAACCUGUAGGUCAUACUGGGAGUGUCAAGGUGGAAUCUCUGAACCACGGUGUUGUCCUUGGGGAAAUUCGUAUCUUGAUGGGCGUGGCUGUAUCGAGGAUUCCACGUGUGAAAUUCCAGAUGUUGCUUGUAGUGUAGAUCAUAAAAGUCUUCUCAUAGAAUGGGGAGGGGUAUGUGACAAAAGGCCUGUUUUGGGGCAGCGAAGUAUCUAUGAACGCAGAGAUGGGAGAAAAUGGAUCAAAGAAAAAUGUCCCCAUAGAUGGACAUACCAGAUUGAAUUAUGCGAAUGUGCAAAAAUAUCCGAAAUAGUUCCUUCUAGUUAUACAUUUGAAGGCCACACGUGUGUACCUGAGAUUUACCUCCCUUUUACCAAUGAUUUCUCAGAUCAUUCAGGAAAUAAUGUGUAUGUACGUGUUGACAAUGCUAGCUUAACUUCUGGAGCUGCCUGUUUUGACGGAAAAAGUGCCAUUGCUAUUCCGGCUUUUGCCAACAUGGACUAUGGUGGUACAUUUCACGUACAUGUACGCUACAAACAUCGAGACCUAACAACUAACCUACAGUCCCUUAUCUUCAAUGGCGAUUGUAACAAAACUCCAACAAUGAUUAUAGGAACGAAAAUGUCUGGGAACCACCUUUCUCUGCUUACAAAUUUAAAUGAAGAAAAGAAAAUGUGGGUUUCAUCAAAGAGACCACUAACUGACUGGAGAGAUGUUUGGCUUAAAUUUGAGAGAGGAGAAUUAAUUCUACAAACAAAUGACCAUACAAAUAUGGCUCCAAUGAAUGGAGCAAUUGCACGAUCUGAAUGCGGCAUGAAGAUAGGGUGGGGUAAAGGAUAUGAUAAUUUCAUUGGUUGUAUUGACGAAGUAUCAAUACAUAGAUGUCAUCCAGAGGUCACUGUGAAUAAAUCAUGAUCAACAGGUCAAACUACGUCCAUCAAUGUCCAUCAAGGUCCAUCUGUGUCAUGUCGUGAUUGAUUUCUCUGAUUAUUUUGUAUGAUGAAAUAUAACUUAUUUAUUUGAUGUCCCACACUAUGAAUGAAUUAAAUAGAAUAAAUUAUGUUAA